This is a messenger RNA of Limanda limanda (common dab), 1433 nucleotides long. RefSeq names its product selenoprotein J (gene selenoj). The transcript has 10 exons. The record is from RefSeq and is a predicted model, not a curated record. Lineage: Eukaryota; Metazoa; Chordata; Actinopteri; Pleuronectiformes; Pleuronectidae.
UUUUCAAGUGGAUGUUACAAGGUGAAGACGAGGCUCCGAGCUGACGAUAAACAAGUCUUCGUUUUUGUUUGACAGCACUCGAGGACUUCGAGGACUUCCAAGCAGAUGGCCUUAAGUGUGUCUGACAGGGCCACGGGGGCCAUCAUCGGGGGAGCAGUGGCAGAUGCGGCAGCCCAGCCCAUGCACUGGAUCUACAAUGCAGACACGCUAAGGGAGGUUCUGUCUGAUCUGGAGCCGUUUCCCGAGUUCAGGCCUCAGUCAGUGAACCCUUUCUACCUGAGGACAACUGGAGAGCAGACCUGCUACGGAGACCAGGCGUUUGUCCUGCUGGAGACACUGAGUCAGUGUGGAGAUGUCGACGUGGACGACUUGACCAAGCGCAUCUACAAGUUCUUUGGUGCAGGAAGCGUGUACGACCUGCCUCUCAAUGACCCUUACAGGAAGAAAGGAGGUCCCAAAGCCGUGCUGCCCAUCGAUGGCCCGUGGAGGAACAGCAGCCUGAAGGCUUUCAUCAGGAACGUGGACGCUGGCAAAGAGGAAACUGGCUGUGAAGUGGACUGUCAGAUGGACGGCGUCACUAAGCUGGCUCCAGUGGUCGCCAUGUUCGCCGGGCGGCCUGAGAUGCUGGAGAAAGUGGAGAAAGCCACACGGGUCACGCAGAACGACGACAUGUGUGUGGCUGUGACUCUGGCUGCAGCGAGGAUUUUGGAGCAUUUUAUUCUGAAUGGUCCAGAUCCCAAAGCUCUGGACGCAGUUCUGGCUCAGAUGAAUGACCCAAAGAGACAGAACCCUCAGGAGCUGGACCGGGCCGUCAUCGCACAACUCCACCAGGUGAAGGAGAACCUGGGGAAGACGUCCCAGCAGCUCAUACCUGCUGUGUUCACAAACACAUGAGUGUUGCCCGAUGCGUUCCAGGGAGCGCUUCACGGAGUCCUGACGCUGACCCAGCUGGAUGAAGCAGUCAGGGACACCAUGCGCUGCGGGGGAUGCACCGCCAGCCGAGCCUCCUUCAUAGGGGCCUGUUUAGGGGCACAGAUCGGUCUCCAGGGAAUCCCAGAGUCUUGGCUGAAGAGGACGUUCAGAUAUCCGCGGCUGCUGGAGUUGGCUGAAAACCUCGUCCAGAAAAAGUCAGCAGAUGUAGUUUAGCUUUGAAAUCGACUCAAACAAACCCUGUCCAUGAUUAUUCUUUCAAAGCUAUUUUAAGAGACUUUGCUGUAUUGCAGUACUUUGACAUGGCCGCCCAUGACAGUCUCAUUUUAAAGUCUUGGACUGAAUGAAACUUGAAACUUCUGUUUGCUUUGUCAAAGACGUUUCAUGCAGGAAAGUGAAAAUGUGUUUUCAUGUUGUGAUGAGGACACGAGAAACAUUUUACUAAAACAGCUGCAUUGUAAGAAAAAUGUUUUUUUGAAAUGAAUAAAGAACUUUUGAAUGGU